This is a messenger RNA of Aricia agestis (brown argus), 536 nucleotides long. It is a transcript of the gene RpII18, whose product is annotated as DNA-directed RNA polymerases I, II, and III subunit RPABC2. NCBI's taxonomy places the organism in Eukaryota, Metazoa, Arthropoda, Insecta, Lepidoptera, Lycaenidae. The transcript is spliced from 2 exons. Bases 98 to 499 code for a protein of 133 amino acids. Gene Ontology annotation, cellular component: RNA polymerase III complex; RNA polymerase II, core complex; nucleus. Gene Ontology annotation, molecular function: DNA binding; DNA-directed RNA polymerase activity. Gene Ontology annotation, biological process: DNA-templated transcription. The record is from RefSeq and is a predicted model, not a curated record.
CGUUUGACAAAAAUACGCUUGCGUCUUCUUGCAUGUGAUUUUCCUAUUAAUACAAUAAAUUACUAAAAUCAAUCAUAUUUAACAUACAAAUAACAUAAUGGCGGACGAGGACUAUGACGGAGACGAUGCGGGAGGAGAUUACGAUGAUAUCGUGGAAGAGGACAAUAAUAUCGAGGAGGAGGCAGAUCAAGACGAUGAUGGGUACAAUAACGUCCAGUGCAUACCCCCGGGGCAGGCUGGCGGCGGGGUAGAGAAGUCUAAACGUAUCACGACACGAUAUAUGACCAAAUACGAGCGGGCCAGAGUGUUAGGAACCCGGGCGCUACAAAUAGCAAUGUGCGCCCCAGUGAUGGUGGAACUAGAAGGUGAGACGGAUCCGUUACAAAUUGCUAUGAAGGAGCUGAAACAGAGAAAGAUUCCGAUUAUCAUCCGAAGGUACCUUCCCGAUCAUUCGUAUGAGGAUUGGAGUAUAGAUGAGUUAAUUAUAAUAGACCACUAGAUUAAGUUUUGUGAUAAUAUAUUAUGUAUUUUUGUAU